AUGAAAAUAUUUGCAGAUUACAGCAAAUGGAAGCGAAGUACACGGUCUAACCCUCUGCUCUGGGCAACUUCUCAUCAUAAAGCCGUCAUAUCAUCUAACAAAGGAGAAACCAGACCAUCUCCGACUGGAAAAUCAGGAACAUCUCACUCUCAUGUCCACAAUGAUUUCACAACACUCCCCAAACUCCCUACAAGAAGGACAACUGAAACAGUGGAACAGGACCAGAUCACCACAAAGACUAAAUACAGUAUCAAAGAACUGAUUUUACUCAUCAAAUCCAGGAAAGAAGCAAUAAAAGACCUGGAGGAGCUCUGUGAACAGCUUCAAGAGAGGAACCUGCAGACGGCCAGAAGCAUUAUGGAUACAGACAGAAGCUCAUUUGCCAGAGCCAACAAACUGCUUAUCCAGACAGCGCAAAAGAUGAGAUCAGCAGUAGCUUUGAAACAGUGGAAUGACAGUCUUAUUAAAAGUGACAAAGCAGAGCUGAGAGAUAUAAAGGAGGCAUUACAGACACAUAUGAGUGGUUUGCAGAAGCAGUUGGAUCUGCUGAAAGCGAAGGUGGUAGAGGCUCAGAAAGAGCUUCGCAGCCUGAAGACAUACAAAGAUAUGGAGUUCCCAGUAAAGGCCUUGCAGAGCGCAGAUAUGGAAAGAAAGCUGGACAGACUGAAAGACAUGCAUCAGAAAGAGCGAGAAGAUUUGAACCUGUUGUUUAAGAAAGAAAUGGUCAAUUUGGAGAGACGCCAACACCAAAGAGAACAGGAAGUGCUGUCUGCUGUAGUUGAGAAACAUGCUUCCCACAUCCCUCCCAUUGUCAAACUGACGGCCUCACAGAAUGACACAAUAAGAGAAGAGAUUCAUCAGCGGAGAAAGGUGGUAAUGGAGAUGGAGAGAAAGAAUGAAGAGCUAAGGAAGAGUAUUCAGGAACUGCAACUGUCAAGACCAAAAAACAUCAGGAGAGAGAUCUUUCCAGAUGUUUUCAUGAAAUCAGACAAGUGUACUCCAGAUAUGGAUGUCCAUCUCAAUAUACCCCAAGUGGAUUUACUCCCCAUGUAGCCUUGUCCUGAAGGCAUUACCUUUUUGAGUCUUCCCUUGAGCUGCUAUAUAUUACAGAUGAAAAUCAAUGAAGCCACUUCAUUAAAUAAUCUUACUCAGUCAAACAGUAGUACAGAUAAUUUUUAUUUAUUUGUCUUUGCAUUCAGUUUGUUUUAUGGGCUGUAUCCUC
Molecule: messenger RNA, 1222 nt
Organism: Sinocyclocheilus grahami
Lineage: Eukaryota; Metazoa; Chordata; Actinopteri; Cypriniformes; Cyprinidae
Exons: 10
Coding region: 1-1053 (350 amino acids)
Source: RefSeq, a predicted model, not a curated record